Rhagoletis pomonella (apple maggot) is the source of this 887-nucleotide messenger RNA. Its product is annotated as lipase member H-A-like. The coding region runs from base 1 to 864 and encodes 287 amino acids. The record is from RefSeq and is a predicted model, not a curated record. The transcript is spliced from 7 exons. Gene Ontology annotation, molecular function: lipase activity. Lineage: Eukaryota; Metazoa; Arthropoda; Insecta; Diptera; Tephritidae.
AUGCACACGAAGUCAUCACGUCACGGUGUUGCACUGAACAUACACAAUCCGCUGUCUCUAUUCAAGGGUGGCUUCAGUCGCCAUCGCGAAACGGCAUUCAUCGUGCAUGGCUUCAAUGGCACCGCUGUCGAUAUGCAUUUACAAUUUUUGAGAGAUGCUUAUUUGUCACGUGAUUUCAAUGUCAUCACCGUCGAUUGGCGACCAUUAACCCGUUACCCCUGCUAUUUGCAUGCUUUGAUCAAUACACGCCUGACUGCUCAAUGCACCGCACAGAUUUACUCCUUCCUUACGCAUCAUGGAGCAGUGCGCGAAAAAAUCACCUGCAUUGGUCAUUCACUGGGUGCGCAUAUCUGUGGCAUGAUGUCAAAUCAUUUAUCGAUAAAGCAGCAUCGGAUAAUCGGCCUCGAUCCGGCACGUCCACUUAUCGAACGCAAGAAAGGUCAUAUCUUUCGCUUAUCGAUCGAUGAUGCGAGCGUUAUACAGGUGCUGCAUACCAAUGCAGGUUUCUUGGGACAGGCAGAUAAUGUCGGACAUCUAAAUUAUUGCAUUAAUGGUGGCAAAUUUCAGCCAUUUUGUAAAGGAAACCCAAUAAGACGUUCCCGUUGCUCACAUUUCCUAAGUAUUUGCUAUCUUGCCAGUGCAAUGUUUAAGCAUAAAAAGUUCUUAGGCGUUUCCUGUCCAAACGGUUGUGUGGAGUUGCGGGGACCUAAGCGUUUACCAGUGAGCGGAAAGAAUCAUCCGUUCGGUGUUAUUUCGCAGAUAAGCGAAUAUCAUAUUGGCAACGAUGCUCCAGAUAACGCAAGGGGAUGUUACUGCAUCGAUAUGCCGUUCGUAAAACAUUGUCCAUUCAAUGAUCAGACCUAAGUGGAAAUAAUACAUAUAUGUAC